Xenia sp. Carnegie-2017 is the source of this 816-nucleotide messenger RNA. RefSeq lists its product as uncharacterized. The record is from RefSeq and is a predicted model, not a curated record. Gene Ontology annotation, biological process: CENP-A containing chromatin assembly. The transcript has 2 exons. The coding region runs from base 44 to 562 and encodes 172 amino acids. Gene Ontology annotation, cellular component: chromosome, centromeric region; nucleus. NCBI's taxonomy places the organism in Eukaryota, Metazoa, Cnidaria, Anthozoa, Malacalcyonacea, Xeniidae.
AACUCACUUAUAAUGUUCACUGAUUUUGUUGUUCUCAUGGAUAAUGGAAGACAAAUUUGUGUCUUCAAGUCUUUCUACCACUCACUUGCGUGUAAAAACUAAACUGAAACGCGAUCUAUGGGAUGACUACUUGUGUUCAAACUUCAACCGCACCGAAUCAUGGUAUCGAGCAGAAAUUGAUAAAUUACGCUCAGAAAUAUCUGAAUUGGAAGCCGAGCUAAACGAGGACAAGCAGUCGUUUUCAACUGUACAUUUACUCCAGACUCUUGACAAGUUGACUGAAAACUUACCACACGACAAAAAGGCUUUGUUAGAUGGAAAAGAUAUUCAUGGUAAACUGCAUGAUGAUGGCCAUAUCGAUAUCGAACGUCUAGAAAAGUUUACAGGCUUGUAUAUUCAUGAUAUAAUCAUCCAAGUUGAGAAAGAUGAUGGGGUUAAAUGUAUUAGAAAACAUCAAAUACAAGGGGCUUGUCGUGGAAUUGAAUUUCAAAUGAAAUUCUCGGUAGAAGAGGUCACUCAGCAAGAUAGUCAAAGUCAGUCAGAGGUCAUUUAUGGCAGUUGAUAGUUUCUAAUUUGUUUAUGCAAACAAAUGCAACACUGAUAAUUUAGUCUCAAAAGAUCAUCUGACUUCCAGGUUAAUAUACAACUAAGUUGUUCGCUCUGGUCUGAGAUUAUAUCACAACAAUGAAAAUAAUUGGUAUUUAUGAAGUUUGUUAACUGACUUGUGUCCUUAUUUUUUAUCACGUAACUGGUCUUGUUUGUCAAGUACCUGACUUUUUACCAUACCUAUGGUAUAAUAUACAAACCAUCUCAGUA